Messenger RNA from Ipomoea nil (Japanese morning glory), 2187 nucleotides. RefSeq names its product repetitive proline-rich cell wall protein 2-like. The record is from RefSeq and is a predicted model, not a curated record. The coding region runs from base 59 to 1762 and encodes 567 amino acids. NCBI's taxonomy places the organism in Eukaryota, Viridiplantae, Streptophyta, Magnoliopsida, Solanales, Convolvulaceae. The transcript has 2 exons.
GCCUCCACUCAAUCAUCAUCAACGUAGCUAGCCUAGCUUACAUUGCAGGCUGGUUCUAAUGGGGGCUCAGUCCCUUUGCCGUAGACUCCUUUUGGGAUUCUUGCUGUCAUUGUUUAUUGCAGGUUUUUGCUAUGGUAGUGAUGAGAGCACAGUCCGGGUGGUUGGGUUUGGAGAAUGUGCAGAUUGUAAGGAGAAUAACAUUAAGAACACUCAGGCAUUUUCAGGGCUUCGUGUAACCAUUGAUUGCAAGCUCGAGAAUGGAGAGAUGCAAAGAAGGGGAGUUGGAGAGCUAGAUAAAGAUGGUAAGUUCGAGGUGUCAUUGCCUAAGGAAAUAGUGAAAGAUAAUGGAGAAGUGAAGGAAGAAUGCUAUGCACAGCUCCACAGUGCAUCUGCUGCACCCUGCCCUGCGCACAAUGGCAUUCAGGCCUCCAAGAUUAUUGCUGCUAAAAGGGAUGGAAAGCAUGCCUUGGAACCAGCUGGGAAUCUCAAAUUCUCAACAGCCAUUUGCCAAUCGGCUUUCUUGUGGCCACACCCCGACCUCCCACCCUUCCCUAAGUUGCAUCCCUGGAAGAAGCAUUUCCCUAACCUCCCUCCCCUCCCACCAUUGAAGCACUUUGGCCACCCUUUCCCUCUUCCACCAAUCUACAUUCCACCCAUCAAGCCACUCCCACCCAAGCCACCAAUUUACAUUCCACCCAUCAAGCCAUUCCCACCCAAGCCCCCGGUUUACAUUCCGCCAAUAAAGCCACUCCCACCUAAGUCACCAGUUUACGUUCCACCAGUAAAGCCACUCCCACCCCCUGUCCCCAUCUACAAGCCAAAGCCAAAGCCACCAGUUUACAUUCCACCAGUAAAGCCACUCCCACCCCCAGUCCCCAUCUACAAGCCAAAGCCAAAGCCACCAGUUUACAUUCCACCAGUAAAGCCACUCCCACCCCCUGUCCCCAUCUACAAGCCAAAGCCUAAGCCACCAGUUUACAUUCCACCAGUAAAGCCACUCCCACCCCCGGUCCCUAUCUACAAGCCAAAGCCAAAGCCACCAGUUUACAUUCCACCAGUAAAGCCACUCCCACCCCCUGUCCCCAUCUACAAGCCAAAACCUAAGCCACCGAUUUACAUUCCACCAGUAAAGCCACUCCCACCUCCCGUCCCCAUCUACAAGCCAAAGCCAAAGCCACCAGUUUACAUUCCUCCGGUAAAGCCACUCCCACCCCCUGUCCCCAUCUACAAGCCAAAGCCUAAGCCACCGGUUUAUGUUCCACCUGUAGUAAAGCCAUGUCCGCCCACCGUCCCUAUCUACAAGCCAAAGCCUAAGCCACCGGUUUAUAUUCCACCUGUAGUAAAGCCAUGCCCACCCACCGUUCCCAUCUACAAGCCAAAGCCUAAGCCACCCGUUUACAUCCCACCUAUAAAGCCACUCCCACCUCCCGUUCCCAUCUACAAACCUAAACCUAAGCCACCAAUUUACAUUCCACCUGUAAAGCCACUUCCACCUCCUGUCCCCAUUUACAAGCCAAAGCCACCGGUUUACAUUCCUCCAAUUGUAAAGCCACAUCCGCCUUUGAUUCCUAUCUACAAGCCAAAACCAAAACCACCUAUUUACAUUCCUCCAAUAGUAAAACCACUUCCACCUCCAUUCCCCAUCUACAAACCCUUGCCGCCAAUAGUAAAGAAACCAUGCCCACCCAAGAUCCCAAUAAGCCUUCCUCCAUUCCACCAUCCACUCCUCCCUCCUCUGCCUCCUCAUAUCCCUCACCCGUAAUAAAAUAGUGGAAUAUAUAUUUCAUGCAAGUAUCAAUAUUCCUGCUGGGUGCAAUGCAUGUAGCAGGCUUAGCUUCAUUUAUGUUAAUUUCUUCAAGCAGUGAUUAGCUAGAUUUGGUUCACGUCGUGAUAACUUCCGGUUGUGCAAUAAGAGGAACUCAAGGAAUGGACUAUAUGAUUGAUCAAUUAAAGAGUGGAGUGGACCAAAUUAAAGGCUAGCUAGUACCUGGAUAUUAUAUAAGUUAAAAUUGCUUUUGUUUAUUUGUGGAAUGAGAUUGUGCCCAUGUUGGUUAGUUGGUUGGUUGGCGCUGCCUAUAUAUGUUUGUAAAUUUCUAUAAGUGAGUGCUUUUUCAGUGUAUUAUACUAUUAUCCAUCGCAAAUAAUAUACCACUUUCAAUUGAAUUUUAAUUUAUAUUUAUUCUGUAA